CUACGCUCGAGCUUUGUUUAUGUUUUGCAGAUUUCUUGUGUCCUUUUUGGUAGAUGCGCGUGGGGGUUCAAUGCGCGGUUGCCGGCACAGUGGAGUUCGGAUAAUUGUGCCACCCAAGGCGUGUUCGGAGCCAACGCGUAUUACCUGCCGCUAUGUCAAGCCGCAGCGGGUGGCCAAUCCGCCGCCAUUGAUGGAGGGUGAAGCCUUGGUUAGUCGCAUAUUGGAAAUGUCACCAGUAGAAGGAAAGUUUUUAAGCCCGAUUGUAUUGGAAGUGCCGCACUUUGGAUCGCUGCGCGGCAAAGAGCGUGAGAUAAUCAUUUUGAGAUCGGACAAUGGUGAAAGCUGGCGCGAACAUAGUGUCUAUGAAGACGAAAGUAAUUUACUCGAAGCCUUAAAAGAAUCGAUGGCAGUUGAUGUAAAUCCAUUGGAAGAUUUACACACCAGUCGUAUUAUAAGAAUCGUCACUCGAAAUGUGCCACAUUUUUUUGCGGUGGUAUCUCGCGUUCGACAGGAGGUUCACGCAAUUGGACCAGAUGGUGGCACUGUAUCAUCUAUAGCUGUACCUCAGGUACAGUCCAUAUUUCCGCCUCAUGCAUUAACGAAGAAGAUUCGAGUCGGUCUACAGGCACAGCCAGUAGACUUGAUUGGUUGCUCCAAGCUACUAGGUCAGGGCGUUGCAGUGUCUCCUGUCGUUACCGUCGAGCCACGACGGCGAAAAUUUCACAAGGCCAUCACAUUAAGCAUUCCGGCGCCAACAACUUGCAAUCAAGGCAUGGUCAAUACACCAUAUAACGCCACGAAUGGAAACGUAAAUGCCCCUACUCUGCGACUGUUGUGCUCUAUAACAGGUGGACAAAGUCGUGCUGUAUGGGAGGAUGUCACUGGUUCGACGCCUUUGGCAUUUGUAAAGGAUAGCGUUAGCUUUACAACAACGGUAUCUGCACGUUUUUGGCUAAUGGAUUGUCGCAAUAUUGCGGACGCUGGUCGCAUGGCAACUGAACUUUAUACGUAUAUGGCACAGGUACCGUUUAUGGUAAAAUUUGUGGUAUUUGCUAAAAAAAUAUCCGCAACGGAAGCAAAAUUAUCUGUCUUUUGUAUGACCGAUGAUAAAGAGGAUAAGACGCUCGAACAGCAAGAGUAUUUUACUGAAGUAGCAAAGAGUCGUGAUGUUGAGGUAUUGCAAGAUCAAAAUAUUUACGUCGAAUUUGUGGGAAAUCUGGUGCCGGUUUUAAAAUCGGGCGAACAAUUGAAAACAAAGUUUCAAGCGUUUCGUGAAAACCGCCUAUCUUUCAUAGUAUAUAUUAAGGAUCAAGAACAACCAAACGCACGUAUUUCCUUUAUGAGCGAGCCGAAAGUAACGUCAGGUGAGAUGCCAUUGCGGCCAAUUUGUUCACUGAAUGUAUCACUUGAAUCGCAAAAAUUAAAUCGAGAUAAACUAGAUCAGAAUGGCAUCAAUACUCAUGGAAAUAAUAAUAUGGAUCAUGACCUUAACUACAAAGAUUUAAUCAAUACCGAAAUAAAAUCUAAUAGAGAAUCAAUAGAGAAUUCAAAUAAAAAUCCGAUUAGUUUUUCUAUAAAAGAUGAAAUACAGCGUGCCGAUAUCCGUUUAUCAGAUAUUUCGAAUCUGCUUGGUAGUGAUUGGCCGCGCCUUGCUGAAGAGUUGGAUGUACCCGAGGCAGACAUCAACCUAGUUAAGACUGAGUACGCUGAUCAACCUGUUGCACAACAGGGCUUGGUCAUGCUGCGUCUAUGGCUAAAGCAAGAGGACAAUCACGCUACUGGUAAUGCUAUGUCGCAGGCUUUAAAUAAAAUCGGACGAGAAGACAUUGUUGAAAAGUGCAUCUUUAACCUAGAGCUUGUCACAGAUCAACUGGAGCGUGGCUUAGCUACGGCGAGAAUGCAGCAUGACCACACUUUAAUGGAAAAUCUAGCUGAUGGUCUUAAUGAAACAUUGAACAUUGAGCAGCAAAGUAACGAAGAGGAAUUGUGUCAAAGCAACGAACAAUCUAAUAAUGAUAAGUGUUGUUCCACGCCUCCCUCAACGCCAAUAGAAAUCAACGUCGACCCGCAGGAAUAUCAGAAUAAUAUUAGUACGUCGAUUCCUGAAAUGAUGCAAAAAAUUAUUGAACAACCAAGAGUAAAUGAAGUAGAAAGCGAUUUUACUAAACGCGAGAAAAACGAGAAGGAUAGUGAAAAGAUUCCCCAACCAUCUGAAGGAAAACUUUUACAGACCCUGGCAGAGAAAUAUUAGGAGCCAGCACUUGAUUCCUCGUGGGAGAGUGAUUUAAAUGUUUUU
Molecule: messenger RNA, 2296 nt
Organism: Drosophila navojoa
Lineage: Eukaryota; Metazoa; Arthropoda; Insecta; Diptera; Drosophilidae
Gene: Ank
Product: Ankyrin
Biological process (GO): signal transduction
Molecular function (GO): protein binding
Source: RefSeq, a predicted model, not a curated record